This is a messenger RNA of Anopheles aquasalis, 3345 nucleotides long. RefSeq names its product tetratricopeptide repeat domain 7 (gene Ttc7). Gene Ontology annotation, cellular component: plasma membrane. Lineage: Eukaryota; Metazoa; Arthropoda; Insecta; Diptera; Culicidae. Gene Ontology annotation, biological process: phosphatidylinositol phosphate biosynthetic process; protein localization to plasma membrane. Gene Ontology annotation, molecular function: protein binding. The record is from RefSeq and is a predicted model, not a curated record.
CCCCCAAGGACGAUAAGAUUUGUAAUCAGGGAAAAACACAGGACGAGAACGGAAAAGUCCUAGCUCUGUGCGGUAAUCAUUUGCAUUUUCCCGGAGGGAAAACGUGGCGGUGUGGCUGUAAGUGACCAACCGAAUUCUGUGUGCUCACGUAAGGACGGUCAGGUUCGACGAUGACUGGACGGGGCCGAAAUCAAGGUACAAAACUCGAAACGACCAUCGAGCAGUGCCGCAGCGAAGGACGAUGGAAACGAGUGAUCGAGUUGGCCGAAGAGCUGAAAACGGGUUAUCCGCAAGAAUGUCUUGCCAACUUUCUGACGGGUGAGGGAAAACUGGAGAGCUACCUCGAGGAACAUCCGCCCAUCGAGGACAACUACUCGAAGGCCAAGCUGGGCCUUUCGGAAGCGAAGCGCUAUCUCAAUUCCGUCACCGGUGAGCACGGCAAGAAGGCAGGUUUCGCCCUUGAUGCUCAUCUACUGCUCGCGAAGCUGUACUUUGCCUGUGGCCAGUACGAAGAAGCGUUGCAAAACUUUGUCCUGGCCGAACUGAACACCCUCUCCGAGAAGCACCUUUCAGCGAGAAGCAUCCGAAUACUGGCAGAGUCGUACGCAAUUAAGGGAAUGUGCCUGGAGAAGAAGGGUGCCAAAGCACCCUCCAAGUUCAAGCAAGCCGAGCAGGAAACGGACAUGAUAACGUGUUUCGAGCGUGCCGCCGAUCUGGGUAUUCUGUACUUGCAGGGACAGGACAGCAGCAACGCUGCGAACCAGAACGAAGUACGCCGUAUGGGUGCCAUCCUCGAGACGGGACUGCAGCGUGCACCGAUCGUACUGAUCAAAGCAGGCAAGUUGCAGAAUGCCAUCGAACGUUACCGAGUGAUGCUGAGUGCAGUCGAAACGAAGGCAACCCAAACACUUCGCCUUACGCUCGCUCGCCAACUGGCCGAGGUACUGUUGCGUGGUGUCUCGGGAACCAUCUACACACCCACCGUAAAUGCGACACCGACCCGGAAUACUCCGGCCACCGGGAAGCGGUUAUGGGAACCACGCAAGUACUCCGGUCGGCAGCAAUUUGUGCCGAAGAAUCAACACGAGGAAACAAUCCUACUGCUGCUGAUCGCCGAAGCACUGGCCGUACGUGAUGCCGUCCUUUCGCAAAGUCCCGAGUUUCGUGAUGCUCGCGUGCACUCACUCGGUAAUGCCACUGCCAUCUACGAUCUGCUGACGCUAGCAACGGUACGCUGGAAUCAGGUUGCUUUGUUGCAUGAUUCGUUGGAGAAGGCACUCAAGUUUGCGUUCGGUGAGAGUCACGUGUGGAAGCAGUACGCAACCUGUCUGAUGGCACUGGGACGCUACAAGCAUGCCGUCUGUGCCCUGAAGGAACACUCGAAACUGGAACCCACCGAUAGUGUAUCCUGCUUGAUGGCGGCACGCAUCUGUUACGAGCAUCUGGAUCAGGUGAAAGAUGGGCUGGCAUUCGCAGAGGAAGCAUUACGCAAGGAAAUGAAGGGCGGCGGUCCGGGAGGAUUUGUAAAUGGGCGUCGAUCACGGGCCCAACUGUACGUGGGAAUCGGUCUGCAGCAGGUGGCCGUAUCGUCGAACUUGGUCGCGGAAAAGGAUCGUUACCAUCGGCUGGCGUUCGAGGCACUCGAGCGAGCCGCUCAACAGGAUCCCAACGAUCAUCUAGUCGAGUACUAUCUGGCCUGCCAGUGUGCACUGAAUCACAACAUCACCGAAGCACUCGCUCACAUCACGACCGCUCUUUCGCUAAGGGCCGAACAUGCAUCGAGCUUGCUGCUGUUUGCUCUCCUGCUAACGGCCAAUCGACGCCCACGGGAAGCACUGGCCGUUGUGCAGGAUGCGGUGGAAGAGUUUCCCGACAAUCUGAAUCUGUUGCACGUGAAGGCCCAUCUUGAGCUGUAUCUGCGCGAUGUCGAAACGGCCCUGGAAACGGUGCAGCAAAUGUUUAACAUCUGGCGCGAAGUCUACGAGGUACAGUUGGCCAACGCAGCCAACGAGCACGAAAUGGAGAAGCAGUCCGAUACGCGAAGCGUCAUUCAGAUGCAGUCAUCCCAGAUGUCCGACAAGGAUUCCAAUUCCAUUCAUGCGGCAUCAUUGGCGGCAUCGCGUAUCGAGCAUGCACUCAGCGAAGCAGCCAGUUCGCUCAGUUCCUUUAGCCCUCGGCCCGGACCGCAGAAAGCGUGGAUGAUCCAGUUCAAGGUUUGGUUGCUGCUGGCGGACGUCUACUUGGCGAUCGAGCAACCGAACGAAGCGAUCAACUGCAUCCAGGAGGCGAGUCUGAUCAAUCCCGUCUCCCAUCAGGUCAUGUACAUGCGUGGACAAAUUCACGUUUUUCAAUCGCAAUGGCCCGAAGCGAAGCAGUGCUUCUUGAAUGCCGUAUCUGCUAAUCCGUAUCACACGGACACACUGCGUGCGCUCGGUGAGGCCCACCUAACACUCGGUGAACCACGGCUCGCGGAGAAGACGUUGAAAGAUGCGGCCAAAAUUGAUCCAAAUUGUCCCAAGAUUUGGUUCCUGCUAGGUCGCGUUAUGGAGAGCCUCGGUGACUACACUGCUUCGGCCGACUGUAUGGCAACGGCCCUUCAGCUGGAACCCUUCUGUCCGGUUCUACCCUUCAACACGAUCGCACUCGUGUUUGAGUAAACCCCGGACCCCUCUUCCACUGCGCUGUCAGUCAGUGAUGCCCUUAUCUAUUAUCCACUAAUCGUUCCCCGUCGUCGUUUGUUGACUACUUUUAAGGAUGUUCAAAAUUAACAAUCAAUCCUCUUUUUUUAACAAUUCUAGCUCUUGGCGGGUGCAUAAUCAUAUCAAUUUUAGUCUUUUGACGAUCGAGUCAGAUCAGGCAAGGUCUCGACGCUUUGCUAGCGUAGUGGUGGUAUCGCGUCGGUGAUCGCGAUCUCGCUGACGACGAUCGGGUUCAGGCUGUUUCGAAGCAUUUUCGUUACCAUCCCACACACUCGUAUUACGGAUUACGGGGGAGUUUUAGUAAUACUAAGUGUUCCCUUGAAGGUUAUUUGGUAGGCAUUUGUUAUAUUUGUUGGUAUUAUUAGAUACUGGGUCCCAGAUUUGGUUCAUUUGGGUUUGUUUUCUUUUUCUUCAUUCCCUGUGAUCGUAUAAUGUUACCGGUAAAAGAGAAAACAACGCUAGUUAAGAACCGACUACCUACGGGUAAUCCUUGAUGUGUAUUAUUGGACGAUGUGUCCCCUCCCUUUAAUGGUCGUUUCAAGUGUUCCAAACGUGCGGGAUCAAAGCGGUAUUCUGUUCUAAGGUAUGAAGGCAAAACUAAAGUUAUAAACGAAAGAGAUAAUAAAGUUUCAAUCGUAUCACCGGA